GGGGCCCCUUGAUACUGGAGGGACCUGCCAGAACCCACUGACUCCCCUACACUGUUCCAGGUGCCAGAAGGGAGAACGAGGAGACCCCAGACCAGCACGGACAUCCUGAGGCAGCCUGAGGGGUCUCUUAAGACCAAUCUCAAAUCCCAGCUGACCGAGAUGAGGUGCUUCUGGUCCCUGCGGACAGAGGUGGGCCUGGCUGCAGCCCUGGGCACCUUAAUCUUGCUUCUCUUCCAUCUGCACGUGUCACCCCCCACCAGCCCAGGACUGAAGGAGUCACUGGGCACCCCUAUGGCUCUGACCUGGGACUCUCCGCCCUCCAGCCCCCAAGCCGCCCCCUGCCAGGCCAACACCUCUGUGGCCACCCUGCCGAACUUCAUGGGUCAGCCGGGGCAUGUGCGCAACUUCCUGCUCUACAGACACUGUCGUGACUUCCAGCUGCUGCAGGAUGCGCCCCUGGACAAGUGCACGCAGCCGGUCUUCCUGCUGCUGGUGAUUAAGUCCUCACCCAGCAAUUACGAGCGCCGGGAGGUGGUGCGACGCACGUGGGGCCACGAGCGCCAGGUUCAGGGCUUCCCGCUGCGCCGUCUUUUCCUGGUGGGCACGGCCCCUGACCCGCUGGAGGCCCGCAAAGUCAACCGGCUGCUGGAGAUAGAGGCGCAGAGGCACGGGGACAUCCUGCAGUGGGAUUUCCACGAUUCCUUCUUCAACCUCACCCUCAAGCAGGUGCUCUUUCUACAGUGGCAGGAGACUCGGUGCACCAAUGCCAGCUUUGUGCUCAAUGGGGAUGAUGACGUCUUUGCACACACAGACAACAUGGUGUCCUACCUGCAGGGCCACAACCCUGACCACCACCUCUUUGUGGGGCAGCUGAUCCUCAAUGUGGGCCCCAUCAGGGUUCCCUGGAGCAAGUACUAUGUGCCGGAGGUGGUGACACGGCAGAAGCACUACCCACCCUAUUGCGGGGGUGGUGGCUUCCUGCUGUCCCGCUUCACGGCAGCUGCCCUCCGCCGGGCCGCCCACACCCUGGACCUCUUCCCCAUCGAUGAUGUCUUCCUGGGCAUGUGCCUGAAGCAGGAAGGCCUGAGGCCUGCCUCACACAGUGGGAUCCGUACGGCGGGUAUUUGGGCCCCCUCACCACACCUAUCCACCUUUGACCCCUGCUUCUACCGGGAGCUGCUGCUAGUGCACCGCUUCUUGCCAUAUGAGAUGCUGCUCAUGUGGGACGCACUGAACAAGCCCAGGCUCAUCUGUGGCAAGCAGACACAGAUGUACUGAGGUUGUGUCAGGGUCCCCAGCCUCUAGGCUCCUGUCUCCAUCUCCCUAGGAAGGGCCUGUAUCUUCCUCCUGGAAAGCCGAGACCUUGUCCUAAGUGGGCUGGGCAGAGGGGAGUGCCACGGAGGGUUUGAUGAGUGACUAGUUUGGCAGGUGAACUCAUACACACCCCUCAGAACCCACCUGGUACUUGAACUCAUGUCCCAUCAUCUUCCUGGACUCUCUGCUAAGGGACCAUCUCUUUCCAUGGCAGCUAAAUGGCAGAAGCACCUCUAGGCUUCCCGCUGCCAUUUGAGUCAAGGUUCCUCCCUAUCCCUAUCUCCGGUCUUGAUUAUGGGCUGGACCCCCAGACAGUGGCCAGCCUCUCCCUGGCAGUGAACAGGCAGUGCUUUCAUGGUGGGUGAGCUCUGGCCUGUGGAGUUCAAGGCCAACUGGGAGCUCCUGGGUCCACACACAGUUGAAGCAAGAAGCAUUCUUCCAGGGCAAAGAGGGGUUCCGUUCUCGACCCCCAUCCCCAGAUCUCAGACCCCCUCAGAUGGUGGGAGGAGCCAGGAGACUAUGAAUGGGAGCACCCCCACUGCUGCUUUUGGUUGUCAAGCACUCCAACUGGAAGCGGUCUGUCUCAGGCUAUGGGAGCUCAGAGUUCCUGGGGUCCGUGGCAGGACCCUGCCCCCACACCGCUGUUUCCCAAGAAUCCACAGAACAGCCCUGGGGUCAGAGGGGUCCUCACAGGGCUCAAGGCCAGAACACACACCGACCCAGACCCCAGAGGAGAGGAAGAUUCAGGUCCUUGGGUGGCCCUGAGCCCCCGGGACUUAGGGCUGGCCCCCACCCCAGUGUGUCUUUUGGGUUGGGGAGAUCCAAGCGAACUGUGCUCACCAGCCCUGGCAGCCUCAGACAGGUGUCUGGGACUUGGCACUUUCGCGGGCAUUGUAGUGGUGGUGGGGAGGACUUCCACAGAGGGAGGACUGGCAGGUGGGUCCUCAGAGAAUAAAAUG
This is a messenger RNA of Manis javanica (Malayan pangolin), 2273 nucleotides long. It is a transcript of the gene B3GNT3, whose product is annotated as UDP-GlcNAc:betaGal beta-1,3-N-acetylglucosaminyltransferase 3. Lineage: Eukaryota; Metazoa; Chordata; Mammalia; Pholidota; Manidae. Gene Ontology annotation, cellular component: Golgi membrane. The record is from RefSeq and is a predicted model, not a curated record. Gene Ontology annotation, biological process: poly-N-acetyllactosamine biosynthetic process; protein O-linked glycosylation. Gene Ontology annotation, molecular function: N-acetyllactosaminide beta-1,3-N-acetylglucosaminyltransferase activity.